GGUACUUCCGCCUCCUCGCCGGACAGAUGUCGGAAGAUGAAAGAAGAGCUGCGUGUAAUUAUUCACCUGCGACUCCAUCAAAAUCACACAAACAUUUAUUUUCACCAAUCGGAACGUUUUAUGACAAUUAUGACGAGAUUUCCUCGAGAGGUGAUCAAGAGGAGUGCAAGAAGACGAGGAAAGUAACACACACUCCAGUCCAAGGGAGCAAAGUGGAAGAACGCAGGAGUUUGCAGUGAUCACUUCGUUAAAGAGAGAUACAACAAGUCAGCUGACACCUGCUCAGUUGGGACACAAAGACUCUCCAAGCGCAUGUCAGAAGUCAAGUCUUCUUGUGUCCUGCAGACAUCUGUGAAGAACAUCUUCUCCCUGAGCAGCAACAGUGGACCUCAAGGAUGGAACAGGGUGGGCUCCAGCGCCUUUAUAUUAAAGAGGAAGAGGAGGAGCCCCCGCAAAUAAAAGAGGAAAAGGAGGAGUCUCAGUACCCUCAUUUUAAAGGGGGAGAGGAGGAGCCGCCAAAACAUCCCCACAUUAAAGAGGAGCAGCCACAUACCUCUUACAUUAAGGAGGAAAAUGAGUCACAGCUCCCCCUCACAUUAGAGAGAAAGAGGAGUCAUAGCUCCGCUCACAUUAAAGAGGAAGAGGAGGAACACAGCAUCAGCCAGGAGGGAAGUGAAGAUGAUGAGGUCAAAGGUGAAAGUGAGGAGGAGCCUCCAAGAGAAGCUGAUGGAGGACCACCAGCAGACAAGUUCUUAUCAAGGUCACACUCUGAUGAUGGAGACCAGUGUGGAGGACCACCAGCAGACAAGUUCUUAUCAGGAUCACACUCUGAUGAUGGAGACCAGUGUGGAGGACCACCAGCAGACAAGUUCUUAUCAGGAUCACACUCUGAUGAUGGAGACCAGUGUGGAGGACCACCAGCAGACAAGUUCUUAGCUCCACUAUCAGAUAGUGAGGACACAACGUCACACUCUGAUGAUGAAGACUCUAAAGAUGGCCAGACACGCUUUAAAUGUUCUCACUGUGACAAAACGUUCAAAUACCGCCGUAGUCUGAAAAGACACAUGAAAAUACACACUGGAGAGAAAAGCUUUUCCUGUUCAAUCUGUGGCAAAGAUUUUAGUCAAAGGAAAGAUUUGAAAACACACCAGAGCGUACAUGCCGGAGAUAAACCUUUUUUGUGUUCAGAAUGUGGUAAAGGUUUUGCACGAAAAACUAGGUUGAAAGAACACAUGAGAACACACACUGGAGAAAAACCUUUUUCCUGCUCAGAAUGUGGUAGAGACUUUGGACGAAAAAACUUGCUGAAAGAACACAUGAGGACGCACACUGGAGAAAAACCCUUUUCUUGUUCAAUCUGCGGCAAAGAUUUUGUACAAAGACAGUGUUUUAAAGUACACAUGAGAAUACACACUGGAGAAAAACCUUUCACGUGUUCAAUCUGCGGUAAAUAUCUUGUUCAAAGACAGCAUUUAAAAAUACACAUGAGAACACACACUGGAGAAAAACCUUUUCCCUGCUCAGUAUGCGGCAAAGGUUUCGCUCAGAAAAGUGUUUUAAAAGAGCACGUGAGAAUACACACUGGAGAAAAACCUUUUUCUUGUACGAACUGUGGUAAAAGUUUUACACGAACUUACGAUUUGAAAGUACACAUGAGAAUGCACACUGGAGAAAAGCCUUUUACCUGUUCAAUCUGUGGUAAAGGUUUUGUACGGAGUCAGUAUUUGAAAGAACACAUGAGGACACACACGGGAGAGAAAGUGUUUAGUUGUAAUGUGUGUAAUGAAAGAUUCUCCAAUAAGUACCAGUGUAAGAAACACAAGUGUGCUGGUGAGAACAGCAGCAGCAAAUUAGUUAAAAAAUAAAUUAUAUAUAUAUUAGGGCUGCAACUAACGAUUCAUUUGAUAAUCAAUGAAUCUGUCGAUUAUUACUUCGAUUAAUAAUCGGAUAAAAAAGACAAACUAUAUUUCUAUCCUUUCCAGUAUUUUAUUGGAAAAAAACCAGCAUACUGGCUCCAUACUUAUUUUGAUUAUUGUUUCUCAGCUGUUUGUACAUGUUGCAGUUUAUAAAGGUUUAUAAAAAAAAAAAAUUGCCUCUGCGCAUAGCAUAGAUCCAACGAAUCGAUGACUAAAUGAAUCGCCAACUAUUUUUAUAAUCGAAUUUAAUCGAUUAGUUGUUGCAGUCCUAAUGUGUAUAUAUAUAUAU
Molecule: messenger RNA, 2205 nt
Organism: Nerophis lumbriciformis (worm pipefish)
Lineage: Eukaryota; Metazoa; Chordata; Actinopteri; Syngnathiformes; Syngnathidae
Source: RefSeq, a predicted model, not a curated record